This is a messenger RNA of Aspergillus alliaceus, 2898 nucleotides long. RefSeq lists its product as uncharacterized. Gene Ontology annotation, molecular function: 1-acylglycerophosphocholine O-acyltransferase activity. The record is from RefSeq and is a predicted model, not a curated record. Gene Ontology annotation, biological process: cardiolipin acyl-chain remodeling; inner mitochondrial membrane organization. Bases 1 to 2898 code for a protein of 965 amino acids. The transcript has 4 exons. NCBI's taxonomy places the organism in Eukaryota, Fungi, Ascomycota, Eurotiomycetes, Eurotiales, Aspergillaceae. Gene Ontology annotation, cellular component: mitochondrial membrane.
AUGUCUGGCGAUAGGGAUCUCGGCGCAACAGAGGAAUGUCCCUCCUUGCCCUGGAGGAUCUUGUCCUCCACGACAAUUUUCGGGGUUGCUGCGCUAUGCCGCUCGUUCUUGUAUGCGUGCAGUCGACCUGAGGUGAACGGUCUCGAUUCAUUCUUAGAGUUACUCGACUCGCGUCAAGAUCCAGCUCAAAGAAAAAAAGGGUUACUCACAGGUAUCGCCCUUAUGGAUGAUCCGAUCAUGUGGGGUUUCUUACCGUUGCGAUACAAUUUUGGGCUCUCGAACUGGAACAAGAGAUGGGGGUUUGGCAGUCAUGACAUUUGCUUUCAGGGCAGGCCGUUAUCCCUGUUCUUCACCAUGGGUCAAGUUCUGCCUACCCAUCGACUUGCGCACUCACCGUACGGUGGAGUCGCACAGCCGGCCGUAACCCAAGCGAUCCGAUUGUUGUCGAAAGGGCCUUUCUCCGUUGACGCUCACGUCGCCCGUCCUGAACGACAAUAUUGGAGCCGGCAGAAUGUCUGCGUUGAUCCCUUUUCCGAUCUUCCCAUGGCGUACACCACUAACGGAGAAGAUUCGCAUCUGGCUCCUUCGGCGUUUGCUUGCAACUCCUAUUCCUGGGUCCAUAUCUUCCCGGAAGGCAAGAUCCACCAGGCACCGAACAAGACCAUGCGCUAUUUUAAAUGGGGCGUUGCUCGACUGAUUCUGGAAACCAGUGAGUGCCCUGAUGUCGUCCCUAUGUGGGUAGAAGGCUUCGACCAGGUCAUGCAUGAGAGCCGUGAGUUUCCACGGUUUCUCCCACGGCCAAGAAAGGAUGUCAGCGUUACCUUCGGACAGAAGGUGGACACCGAGGCAGUGUUCGGAGGUAUGAGACAACGAUGGCGGGAGUUGAAAGCCAAGGCCGAAUUGACGGCUCCGGAAACUCGCGACCUCCCCGUCGGUGUUUUGAGUGAUGAACUUCUCUACGGCAAGGAAGCAGUUGAGCUGCGGAAAGAGGUCACGAAGAAGGUUAGGGAUCUUGUAUUAGACGUAAGGCGAUCGAGGGGACUGCCCGACGAAGAUCCAAAAGAAGGUCUAGUGGAGACCUGGCUUCAGGAGGGCCCCAAACGAGAAGGAAAGAUGCAAGAUGACUCCUGGCAUCAUAAGUCGACCUUCGCAAAACCGGCUAGCACCGCUCAUCAUACCCUAGCCUCCUCCGGACUUCGAGAUCGUCAAAAUGAUCGCUCCCGGUCGCAGGUCUCAUCCUCAGCGGAGCAGCCAUCCGUCAACGACCUGAUCAACCAUCUCCGUCGUACUCAGGUAUCCCACGCCCCUUCCGAAGAUGGCCCCAGAAUCUCUUUCCGGGUCGCUCCUCGGUCCGUUCAUCCUUCCUUGCGGAACCUAUUGGAACUGCCUGAAACUCCGCCUCCUCGCCCUCGACCGGGUACCCGCCGAGUCGGAGUUCCUGGACGGCGGUUGAGAAGGACUGCCGGACCCCCACCACCUGAGAGCUGGAUGCUAGGAAACUAUUCAUUGGAUAUAUCAGAGGAAAGCGGGUUAGUUGAGACUGGUGCGGCGGGAAUGGGGAGGGUCAUCUGUCGCCUCGAUCGUCUCCCGGGGACGAUGUUUCCCCAGAGAACAACUCUGGUACACAUGGUGCUCAAAUCUAUGGCUUUGCAUUGGGUAUGGCACCUUGAGUAUGAUGGGCAAUUUCUUGCGCUCUUACCCAGCCAUAUCAAGGUGCUGCUGCUCAGUUAUAUUGGAAUUCAUGCCAGAGACCAGCCAUUGCGGGGCAUGAUGCAUGGUCUGAGGCCCUUGUUCGAAAAACGCCGUCCUUAUAAUCGGGAUAGUCCCCUCGGAGAUGAUAUGCCUCAAGAUAGUGACCUAGAUAUAGGCCGGUUGGACCUGUGUGGUGCGAUAGGUCGAUGGAUGACCUGGAAGCAGCUCUCUGGUGAGCUUUUCGUCUCAGCGAAACCUAAGCCUGUCCCAUCGUCCUGGGAGGAUGAAUUGGAUGUGGAUGUAGAUGUAGAUGAAGAUGACGGUCCUGUUACUGUUAGAAGUGAUACUCCCUUGUCUAAAAUGCCCACCCAACGGCUACGCUUUGAGAACCUCCGUUAUCUUUCUUUAGCGCAUCCAAACCCAUCCGCUACGGAUUGGAAUUCGCUCAUCAAUCUUCUCUCUCGCCUAUCAACCCUUACUCACCUAUCAUUAGCCCAUUGGCCUGUCCCAACGGUCACGCCAAACGCCAUCAACGUCCGUGUACGACACCCAACUCAAAGAUCAUUAACCUUCGCCUACGGCGGCACAGACGCAUAUGCCGCUAUCGAAAAUAACUGGGCUGAGGCAGCCGGUAUCAUGCGCAGACUCUCCCGCGCAACGUACUGUCUGAAAUGGCUAGACCUAGAAGGCUGUGGCGAGUGGAUCCCGGCCCUGGGUUGGGACGGCGUCGGUCCAGAUGGUGAGGCGUACGUCACCGGUCCGGAAUGGAAUAAGUCAUGGAGGGAUAUCGAAUUCGUUCGCUUGGGUCCAGGGUGGCUUCCCCACAUCGAUGAUAGCGAGUUACCUCCUCCCCCUCCCCCUACCUCUUCGUCUGGCCAAGCCACCUAUGCUACUCCUUCGCCUGUUGCUUCGUCUUCUUCCCCUCGCUCCCUGGCGUUCUCUGUCCAUGCAGCUUCGGCGAACAGGGAUACGGACUCCGACCUUCCGUGGGAUGUCGAGGUGGAACGGAUCAAUUACCGUCGUGAGAAGGAGUUGGAACAAUAUCGUGAAGCUGUGCAGUCUGCGAAAGCGGUUCAGCAGCGGAUCUUGCGGACUAGAAAGACGGGUAAGGGGAAAUGGAUGCAUUUCUCUUUCGGUUUAGAAGGCUUAGACGAGGAUGUUCUUAGACGGUUGCUUGGUAAGGAGUAUUUGAGUCUUCUUCCUUGA